CCCGCCCCGCCCAGGCGCGGCCCCGGCACCUGCUGAGGCGGCGGCGGUGGCGGCUCCGGCCAUGGGCGCGCUCCCGCGGGCCGCGCUGGCGCUGGCUGCGCUGCUGGGUGUCUCCUCGGCCGUGCUGGAGGUGCAUGUGGGGACAGGCUCGGUCUUCUCCGUGGAGGGGCAGCAAGCGGUGCUGCCCGCCUGGUACACCAGCCGCUCCCAGAAGAAGCCCUACGUCACCUGGCUGCUGGAUAAGGACGAUGCCGACCCCUUCCAGAUCCUGACCUACCUGGACGGGAUGGUGAAGGUGGAGGAGACGGACCUGAAGCCCCGCGUGGGGUUCCUGUACCCCGUCCUCACCCACAACAUCUCGGUCUUCAUCAACGCCACCCGGGAGCACGACUCGGGCCAGUACAUGUGCACCGUCAACGUGGUGGACGACGACAGUGGCACGGGCAAGAACAUCGGCGUCAUCAACCUCACCGUCCUGGUGCCGCCAGCCUCCCCCGCCUGCCAGCUGCACGGCAACCCCGCCGUGGGAGCCAACGUGACGCUGAGCUGCGCCUCCGAGAAGGGGAAGCCCUCGCCCGCGUACCAGUGGCAGCGCACGGCUCCCACCCUGCAGGUCUUCUUCCCCCCUGCCCAGGACCGGGCCAGGGGCACCCUCAAGCUGACCAACCUCUCCCUGGAGAUGUCGGGUGUCUAUGUCUGCGUGGCCGAAAACCGAGCGGGUUCGGCCAAGUGCAGCAUCGUCCUGGAGGUGCACUCAACUAGCACCAAAGCCGUCAUCGCCGGUGCCGUGCUGGGCUCCCUGGGUGCCCUCGCCACUGUCAUCUUCUUCGCCCAGCGGGUCGUCGGCUACCGGAGGAAAAAACGUGAUAGCCAGGAGGAGGCAGCCAACGAGAUCAAGGAAGACGCCGUGGCCCCCAAAACCCCCUCGUGGGCGAGGAGCCCAGCUUCGGACACCAUCUCCAAAACCAGCACCUUGUCCUCCAUCGCUGGCACCCGGGAGAAACCCUACGGAGCCAAACCCCCCUCCGACACCGCCUCCAUCCUCACCGCCACCGGCAGCUACCGGGGACCCCCACCCCGGGGAGGGGGACGCACCCCCAACCUCUCCCCCCCCGCCGUUAACGGGGCCCCCCAGCAUUGCCAGGAUCCGGCCCCCCCCCCGGGGUUGUUGCCCCCCUCCAGCUUGGCACGGGCGGGCGCCGUCCCCAUCAUGGUGCCGGCGCAGAGCCGAGCUGGCUCCUUGGUGUGAGCCCCCUCCCAAAAAAAGGGGUGCUUGUAUCCAGCACACACCACCACCCUCCCCCAUUUUCUGGGGUGUUUUUUUUCCCUUUGGGGUUUGUUU
This is a messenger RNA of Harpia harpyja (harpy eagle), 1342 nucleotides long. It is a transcript of the gene ESAM, whose product is annotated as endothelial cell adhesion molecule. Gene Ontology annotation, biological process: homophilic cell-cell adhesion. The record is from RefSeq and is a predicted model, not a curated record. The coding region runs from base 62 to 1249 and encodes 395 amino acids. The transcript has 7 exons. NCBI's taxonomy places the organism in Eukaryota, Metazoa, Chordata, Aves, Accipitriformes, Accipitridae. Gene Ontology annotation, cellular component: adherens junction; plasma membrane. Gene Ontology annotation, molecular function: cell-cell adhesion mediator activity.